Sorghum bicolor (sorghum) is the source of this 1835-nucleotide messenger RNA. Its product is annotated as putative F-box/FBD/LRR-repeat protein At5g22610. Gene Ontology annotation, molecular function: protein binding. The record is from RefSeq and is a predicted model, not a curated record. Lineage: Eukaryota; Viridiplantae; Streptophyta; Magnoliopsida; Poales; Poaceae. The transcript has 4 exons. Bases 34 to 1449 code for a protein of 471 amino acids.
CAAUCCUAUGAGCCGCCGCAACACCAUUCCGCCAUGGAGGUCGUCUUUAGAUCCGCGAGGAGGAGAAAGCUUGAGGAAGAGGAAGAGCGCAUCGACUACAUCAGUUGCCUCCCUGAUUCCAUCAUUGAAGACAUCAUAUCCCUUCUUCCCACCAAGGAUGGUGCCCGCACGCAGAUCCUCUCCUCUCGCUGGCGUGAGAUCUGGAGUUCCGCCCCUAUCAACCUUGACCUCAACCUCAACCUCGAUCAAUCCCCUAUUCCCAGGUAUAUCCCCACCAGAGUAAUCUUAAGCAUCCUCUCCACACAUCAGGGCCCGAUCCGCCGCUUGUCCAUCCCUGAGGUCUACCUAAACUAUAAGGACAACGCUGCCUUGACCUUGGAUAGGUGGCUCCAGUCCUCUACCCUUGAUAAACUACAAGAGCUUGAGUUCCAACAUGACCACCAUUGUGGGUGGAUCGCACCACUACCACCACUUCCUAUAGCGGUACACCGCUUCUCAUCAAACCUUCGUGUUGCAAGCUUCGGUGGUUGUAGUUUCUUGGGUGGAAAUAGUGCCAACAGGCUCCACUUUCCACUUCUCAAGAACUUGAGCCUUUCCAAUGUCAACAUCUCAGAGAGUUCUCUACAGUCCUUGCUUGAUGCUUGCCCAGUCUUGGAGAGCUUGCUACUAAUUGGCAAAAUGGGUUGCUCACGUGUCCAAAUUGUGUCGCCGACCCUUAGAAGCAUCGGUGUGCGUCCUGGUUUUUUAGACUCUGUGUUUCCACAACUCAUUAUUGAGGAUGCCCCUUGUCUAGAGAGGUUACAUCAUUUUCAAAACUUUGAUGGCAAGAAAAUCUCCAUCUCAGUGAUCUCAGCACCUAAGUUGCAUGUUUUGGGGACAAUAUCUACUCAUCAUGACUUUAGUGUCAAGUUUUUCACCAUAUUUUUUCAGGGAGCACAUUUUGUUAGCUUGAUGACAGUGGUGCACAAUGUGAAGGUCUUAGCAUUAGCACAAAAGCAUCUUAGUUUGGACGCAGUUAUUGAGUUUCUGAAAUGUUUUCCUUGCUUGGAGAAAAUAUACAUCAAGACAAAAAUGGCAGGAGAGAAAAAUCUGUGGUCUCAUAAACAUAGGAAUUUUUUUGGGACUUGUGAAAUUCGUUUGAAGAAAAUUGUGUUGACAAACUAUCGUGGCAACACAUCACAUGUUAACUUUGCCAAGUUCUUUGUUUUGAAUGCGAGAAUGCUAGAGUCCAUGAGGCUUGAGUUAUUUGAUGGAAAUCCCAGCAGUGCAUGGAUUGACAAACAACACAAAUUGCUCAAAUUAAAAAAUAAGGCUUCAAGAGAUAUGCAUCUUGAUCUUGUGUCUAAUUACCGCUUGCUUCGGCCUUAUCCCUUUGUAUGUGCCGAGCAAGUACAUGAUUUGUCAACAGCCGACCCCUUCCAAAGGCUUCAUGACUGGGUCCUUCAAUGACUAUAAUAACCUCUUGUCCUGACUUGGAGGCACAAACUGCAAGCUCAUCAGGUUCUACUUGUCAGCGAACUCUGAAUUGAAAUGUUGGGAACUAUAGUUGAACCACCUCCUCAGAGAAGCAGAAAAGCAUGAUGUGUUUUGAGGAUCUGAACAUGAAGUUUCUUUUGUGACGUCACAGCUCAAUUGGGUGACUGAUGAAAAGAUCGACAGUGAGCCUUAUUAAGAUGGAGUGAUAUAAAGCCCUCUAAGCACGAUGCACUAUGCUGCGUGCCAAUUAAUAUUGAUUGACAUUCCUACAUAUCCUACAAUGCUGAAACGUGAAAACAUUACAAUGCUAUUUGCUAUUUUCCCAUGUUGUAUGCUAUUUCAUAAGUUUGGAUACUUCA